UGGUGGGAACCUAGCAAAGAUGGACUGGAAACAAGGGCUCUUUCUUUCCUGCCUCACAACUAUCGUGCUCCUGACUGUUCUUCAAGGAGGGAACACUGUGGUUGUGGGUUCCCAGAAGGCGCCCGCUGGAGAAUCAAGCAAGGAAAGUCUCAAGAAGAGGGUCUUCAUGCAGGAUUCGGAUGCCUCUAACUUUUUCAAGAAGCGAGGCAAAAGAUCCACCAAAUCCAGGGAUGAACUCAAUGCGGAGACCCGCCAGAUGCUGGCUGCGGAUGAACAGAGGAGGGAAUACUAUGAGGAGCAGAGGAAUGAGUUUGAGAAUUUUGUUGAGGAGGAACGUGAUGAACAGGAUGAGAGAAGCCGAGAACAGAUCGAGCAGUGGCGCCAGUACCACUAUGACGGCCUCUACCCACCUUAUUUAUAUAAUCGCCACACUGUCUAGAGCCAGCCAGAGGAACAAGCUGCACCCAGCAAGCGGUGAAAUUGAGGCCUGAUCACACCCUUGGCAGGACCAUCACUGGGGCAACCUUCAUCACAUCAUGGCUGUGUUAUGGAUCCUUUUCUGGGUUGAACCUAUUAGUGUUGACUUUGCUCCUAAGCUGCUUGGCUUUGCAUUUUGACACGCCUGCAGAUAGAAGAAUCUGGACCUUGAUGCAUACAGCAACCGUAAAGCAGAAAGGAUCAGACCUGUAUAUAUACCUGAGCAAUUCCAUAUAGAGCAAGCUUUUCUCUAAAAUAAUCACUUCAUUUGGAGGGGGAAACAAAUCCAGUUUUGUGCAGUAACUGAUGUAACUGAUACUUUUUUA
Messenger RNA from Eublepharis macularius, 803 nucleotides. RefSeq names its product upper zone of growth plate and cartilage matrix associated (gene UCMA). Gene Ontology annotation, biological process: regulation of osteoblast differentiation; embryonic skeletal system development. The transcript is spliced from 5 exons. Bases 20 to 439 code for a protein of 139 amino acids. Lineage: Eukaryota; Metazoa; Chordata; Lepidosauria; Squamata; Eublepharidae. Gene Ontology annotation, cellular component: extracellular matrix. The record is from RefSeq and is a predicted model, not a curated record.